Molecule: messenger RNA, 6785 nt
Organism: Hypomesus transpacificus
Lineage: Eukaryota; Metazoa; Chordata; Actinopteri; Osmeriformes; Osmeridae
Gene: arid3a
Product: AT rich interactive domain 3A (BRIGHT-like)
Exons: 9
Coding region: 574-2508 (644 amino acids)
Biological process (GO): regulation of transcription by RNA polymerase II
Cellular component (GO): nucleus
Molecular function (GO): DNA binding
Source: RefSeq, a predicted model, not a curated record
AAUCUACUGUAUAUAGUUACAGUUCAGACGUAAUGACCAAGUCGAGAUGUGCAAGUUAGAGAGAAAUGUUGAGUAUUUUAGAAUAGGAUAAAUAUAGCACGUUUAUAGUUAUCAGACACACUUAGUUGUAAUCUAUUGGUAAAAGUCAGUUAGGAUUGGUUCCUGUUAGUGACUUCACUAUAUUUGCAUUGACCGACAUUCCCUUUUUUAUUGGGGUAGGUUGGCCCCUCUGAUUCAGAGGUUAGGAAUUUGCGUCUGAUUGCUGUUUGUCAACCAAUGAUUUGACUCUGUGAGCACGCCUUAGAUUACGCAAAGAUACUAUGUAACCUCUCAAUCGAGCCAUACUCAGAAAUCGAAUUAAUGUAGCAAUUGUGUAGUAUGAGCACCGCCCAAUGAUAUCGUUACAUUUCUGUACAAAAUCCAAUCGAUAAGCACCAGAACGCCGUGGAUCCAGUGGAAAUCAGGAAUGUUUCUUCCGGUUCCCAAGAGUGGUAAAACAAACGGAAGACAUUUGGUCCUGGUAGAGCUGUCUUCAUAAGAGAGGUCCACUCCUCGAGACAAGGACCCUUGUGUAUGCGUGCUGUCCCCACUGGCUUUGACAGCUACGAAAGAGACCUCCCCAGACAACCCAUCACUUCCUCUGAGCGCCACUGUCACACCGUCACCUCCUCCUUCCUCCCAAGGCUCCGCAUCUCCAACACACUCUCCAUCAGGGUCCAGCGCCCGCCCGCCCGCCCUCAGCAUCCAAGGACUAAGGAGGCGCUGUCCCUCAACUGGCCCCUGACUGGUGCAUCUUUUGGGGGGGGGGGGAGGGGAAGGGAGGCGGCUGACGGGCGCACCGCUUUCCCCCUGGAGAUGAAGCUUCAAGCCGUGAUGGAGAAUCUGCACAGGCAGCAGCGGGCCAAGCUGCUGCUGGAGCUGGAGCAGCAGGCGGCAGCGGCGGCGGCGAGCCAGACGCAGGCACGCGGCGCCGCCACGGGGGGCGCCGACGAGCUCAUGGGAAGCCCCGCCCCCGAGGCGGAGCACGCGCAGAUGGCGGCGCUGGCAGCCAUGCGGGCGGUAGCGGCGGGGCUGCAGAGGGCGGCAGACAGCCCCAUGUCGGAGCGCAGCAGCGGCGGGGAGGAGGAGGACGAGGAGGAAGAUGACGAGGAGGAAGGGGAGGAGCAGUACAAGGAUAUGAUGGGGUCAGAGGAGGAGGAGCAGAUCAAGCAGAAGUGGGACGAGGAGGACUUUGAAGGCGAGAUGGAGGAGGACUAUGAUGACGACCUGGGUGAGGACAGCUUGCCCACGGGGCGUGAAGCUGUGGCCCCUGGGAAAGGCAUCCUCCUGCUGCCUCACCGCCAGCUCCACCCCCACUCCCAGCUGCUGAAGGCCCGGCCCAGUUUGGAGCAGGAGCCCCGGGCACCCGUGCCCCACCCCCACGCCGCACACAGCCAGCUGGGAGGGCAGGACCACGGAGACUGGACCUACGAAGAGCAGUUCAGACAGCUUUAUGAACUGGAUGGAGUUCCGAAGAGAAAAGAGUUUCUGGACGACCUGUUCAGCUUCAUGCAGAAGAGAGGAACGCCUGUGAACCGCAUCCCUAUCAUGGCCAAGCAGGUGCUGGAUCUGUACAUGCUGUACCAGCUAGUGACGGAGAAGGGAGGCCUGGUGGAGGUCAUCAACAAGAAGCUGUGGAGGGAGAUCACCAAGGGCCUGAACCUGCCCACCUCCAUCACCAGCGCUGCCUUCACCCUCAGAACACAAUACAUGAAGUACCUGUACCCUUACGAAUGUGACAAGAGGGGCCUGAGCAACCCAAACGAGCUCCAAGCCGCCAUCGACAGCAACAGACGGGAGGGCCGAAGACAGAGCUUCGGAAGCUCGCUCUUCACCUACUCCCCCAAUGGAACCCCCACCAUGCUGUCCUCGCCUAAGCUCUCCAUGCAUAGCCUGGGCACCAAUGGAGCCUCGCUCACCCCCAGCCAGAAAAUCAAGAAAGAAGAGGAUAGUGGGUUGACCCACGGGAUCGGUAUGGGCCGCAUGCCCGCCGGAGCGAUGGCGGGCCACUCGAUGGUGGCUGCCCAGGCUGCUGCAGCGGCCCAGGCUACCAUGGCAGCCCAGAUGGCGGCUCUGGAGCACCUGAGGGACAAGCUGGAGGCGGGAGAACCCCCUGAGAAGAAGAUGGCCCUGGGGGCCGAGGAGCACCAGAGGCUGCUGCAGAGGGCCUUGCAGCACAACCUGCUGGCCAUGACCGCCCAGGUGCCCAUGAACAUCCGCAUCAACAACCAAGAUGGCAGACAGGACUCAGCCCUCAACCUCACAACGAACGGAAUGAGCAGCAUCAGCAUGUCAGUGGAACUAAAUGGAGUGGUUUACGCUGGUGUUCUUUUUGCUCAGGCAGCAGGGGCAGCCUCGACAGGACCCUCAGGAUCAUCCAUUAACAACAAAGCUCCUAGCGGGCGCAGUGGGCCUCAGCCAGUCCCCUACACACCUACCUCAUCCACCUCCAACCACCCAUCGUCUUAACAAUCAUACACCCUUAACCUUUUUGAUGCUAACUAAAGCCAAAAUCCAACCUCAUUUUCUACAUAGCCUAUGCCAAAAGAAGGAGAAUACAAGCAGAAGUGACUAACUGAAACUCAGACCACUUGAAGUAAACUAUCUCAGGUUCUCUCACCAAACCUUCCCUUAUCCGUUCAGUUUAGCCAAAAUGAGUUUGAAAACCCCAACAAAGAGCCAGUAUAUGAUAAAUAUAUGCACAGCCUUUGAAUAAUGUAUUUCUACAACAAUGUACAGAUUAUCAGAGAACAAAAGAUAAAUACUUAACAGGAAUGGUAAUACACUGUUUACACGUAAACACACCUACUGACUGACAAUGAAGCUUCUUCUCAAGAAGAAAACUUUUUUUUUUUUACAGUAACAUUAUCAUUAUUGUUAUUCUCAUCAUUAUCUUCACAAUCACCACUAACAUCCUUACUGUAUAACAAUAUAUUUAGGAUUCUAUAAAGAGAAAAUUAUUAAUAUCUUUAGUUGAUAAGUAAAGCUUUAAAGUAUAUGUUGUUUCUUAAGGGCAUAAAAUAACAAAGUACCACUGUGAUCUCAAACGCAGUCAAAACAGUCUUGGCAGUGAUCCUUUUUAGGGGUUGUACUGUACCUUCAGCACAGGUAUUUGUUUUGUCACAUGACCCCUAAAGACUUAUGAACUUCAUUGAUGUAUGUUGCUAAGCAUCCUUUAUGCUCAUAGGCCUAAUAUUUGUGUGUUUUGUAGUUUUUCUCAGGUGUCUUCAAACUUGCAAUGAAACAAUCACUGUAUUUCUCACAUCUCUAGUUUUAAUGCAAGUGUUUGUUUUACUCAGGAAACAUUACGUGUCAUCCCCUGUUUCUCAAUAUUGAGUUGGAGCUUCUUCUUUUUUUAUAACUCUGUUCUUUUUCCUGGCAAAUGUAGCAGAAGUAGACUAAAGAGAUGGGUUGGGGCAUCUUGGUUCUUUAAGGAUGCUGCUUCUUUUUGUUCUCACUGCUAUCAGACAAGGUUGAUUUACUUGGGGCCCUUCAAAGGGUAUUGGGACAAAUGUAGAGUAUAUAACCUGGAAUUAGUCAAUGUUACAGAGUGGAACAAGUUAUAAUUUUUCUCAAUUUUAUCAACAUACUUUCUAUGAGAUGAUGCAUGAAUCCUAUGAAACACACUAACUUGCUUGCCUGGUUUUCUUUUCUCAGACCCAAGUUCUCAUCGACUUAUAUCAUCAUCUGCAGUCUGGACAGGGUCGACUUGACCAGUUUGGAUUGAGGAGAUUAUAGAUAACCAAUCUGACUAGCCUUUACAUUUACCUUUUUCUAUGUUCCAUAGCGAUGCAGGAAACAAUCAUGCUUCCUGGAAGCUUUGAGGCCUUAAAGAUUUACCCAUCUUUCUAACAAAAAUGUGUAUCAUCAAAUAUAUAUAUAUAUGUAGACCCUGACUUGACUUAAAAUAAUUUUACACAAUGAGUAUGACAGCAGUACUUAUUGUGUAAACCUCACUGUAUUAACAAUCAUGAUGUGCUUGGGUGUAAUUCUGCCUUUACGUUUCAGAUCUGUGAUGAAACAAUGCUUCAUGUAUGUCUCCUCUUUCGUCUCGCCGUCUUCAUUUUUCUUUGUUUUUUUAUUACGGGAGCAUCACUGCUCUGCUGUUAGGUAUUAGUUCUCAUGUCAUUUUGUUCUUCACAAAUUUUCAGUUUUAUCAACAAUGUACAUACAUACACACACACUCACACAGACGCGCUGGUAUAUAAAAUAAAAUAACAUUGUCAAAGAUAGCAAAAUAGUGAAAAGCCACUAAGCCUUUUAAGAAGUCAUCUAUAUUAUGCAAUGUCCAUGUUCUCAUUGUGCAUUGUCAAUCAGUCAGCACAGUUGGGUUGCAAACAUUUGUACAGAUCUAUUACAGUUGAUACAAUAGAGACUCAUGUGAUGCUCAAUACAUUUUGUAAACAAGAGGGAAUAAAAAAAAAAAAAAAAGGCUUUUAUGUCAAGGGAAAGGAAUAGAUCCCCUUGUGGGAUUUGUGUAAAACAAUUACUUCUUCCAGAGCUUUCAGCUACUGAAAAAUCCACGUUAUCAGCAGUGGGCCCGGGAAAACGUACAAUUCUAAAGCUAGAUUUAAAGUAAAGUAACACCUAUGUACAGUAAUGCUUGCUUGUACAUGUUUGACUUAAUUAGCUACACACAAUCAUCCUUUUUCCCCAACCGUAAUGAAUUGUACAAAUAUUUUCAUCGGGGAGUCUACUAUUGUCAUGACGAAUGGCCGAAAGUAAAAUAGAUGUGUUUUAAUGUAUGCUACAGCUGAAGGGAUGGGGGUGGAAUUAAACCCAAUCAAUCCUGAUCAAUAGGUCAGAGCUGCUUUUUUAGAUUGGUCCCUGUGACCUCCCUAUCCCUAAUGCUACAUCAAUGCACCCAGCUUUAAGUUUAAAACAUAUCCAUUCAUUUGCAGCACUCAGAUUUAACAUUUGAACCACAUAGGUACUCAAACUAUAACAUUUUACAUUUAUCCAUGGGGUUUAUCACUCAGUGAUUCUGUAUUUAGCAUCCUCAGGGAAGGUUGAUUUUGACCUUGUGGUAGUGACAAUCAGAGGGAUGUUACAGCACGGUUUACCUCAUGGUCGGAUCUCCAGCUGAUUUAUUUGACCUGAAUGAAGCCUCUACCUCAAUGAGAUGUGUUUUAAAAUACCAUCACACAAUAUCACUAUUAAGUUAUAUUAAGAUAAUAUAUGCUGGUGUUUGUUAAACCCGCUUUUUAUUGACCGAAAUGGCAAAGAUUGUGUUCAGCAUUGACAAAUUAUCUGAGAUGGUGUGAAGAAUAAAUAAUUUGUAGACAAUCGGAUGAUAUCUCAAAUCUGUCCAUAAUCAUUCUUCAUAGUCAGUUUAGAUUGUUUUGGAAACAUGCAGUGGAAACCAGAGAAGCCUUUUUUAUGAAGUGUUUGAGAUGUAGGGAAGAUUAAGUGGUGCUGCCACCUGGUGGAUUGGUUACAAUCACUCAUUUGUUAUUCUCUGUCUAAACCCUACAUAUCGAUCUGGGUUGCCUUCAGAAUCCUUGCUGUCUCUUCUCCUUAGCUAGGUGUACAAUUUUGACUUCAACAUGGCAUCUUAAUGGGCCUGUUUUUAUUUAAUUGAACCCCUUACAUAUUUAAUUUGCCUAUUGCAAUUCACGUAAGGCAAUCUUAUUAUUAUUGAAGAUGUAUUCUUUUACAUUUCAUACCCUUUUACAUUAUUCCUAUAUCUUCUCUUCUUGAAAUGUACGCCUUAAAACAUGAAACUAACCUUGCAGUAGGUUAAAGCAAGUGGCAUGUUGUAUACUGCAGGGACGACCACAGCAUGUGAAGAUGAAAUUAAGACCAUUGUCGACUAAACAAUUAUUUGACAAGAUGCCUUAUGCUGUGACAACUGUUUGAAUUAACUUGUAUAUAGAACUAAACAUUAUGCUUCAAAAAAUACUUGAUGGCUUUAGAUUGUCAUACCUAUAUACUAUUAUGUUGUAGUUAUUUCUUCAUGAUAUGCUGUACAACCCUAGACACAAGAGAUUACAUCUAGAAAGGAUGGCAUACAUGAUGAUGGUGGUGAUUAAAGAUGGUGGUGAUGUUGAUAAUUAUGAUAUUGAUAAUCAUGAUAAUUUGAGGAAUGCUCAUUUAACAUACCAGCUCUGGUGUGGCUGGCUUGUUUUCAAUGUUCUUAGAAAAAAAGUACAUUUUAAUGAGGCUUCUGUCUUCUUCUCAGGAAAAUAUACUUCUACCUCCAGUUUUACAGAUGUAUUUCUGCUAGGCUAAAGUUACAGUUUAGUGUGUGCACAGGGGGAAGUUCUCACUUGCUCUUUCUCUCUCUCUCUCUCUCUCUCUCUCUCUCUCCUUUUCUCUCAUUAUUGGUGUGUUACAGGUUAUUUGUCAUGUAGCACUUUGUUUUUAACAGGUUAUACUCCGGUAACAAACUGCCACAGUCUACACAUAGUUUCUAAGAUACAGGCACAAGUAUUUUACAGUCUGUAUAUGUGUGUUAAUUUCUAAUUUUAUAUGACAUUUUUAUUUCACUAAAUGGGAUGUUUCUAAGAAUAUGAGGAAACAGUGAAGUGGAAAUGUGGCAUGUUGUAACGAUCAUUUAUUAGCAAGGUGUAAUGCCCUUAUUAAUGACUGACAACAAGCAUUUUAGAAUGUGAGAUCUAUUAUUUUUAAGACUUUCUGUGGGGGUGAAGAAUGUGUCUUGCCUAUUUACUCAGUAUGUGUUUGCGUGAGUUCCUUUUUUUUUUUUUUUAAUUUAAAAUAAAUAUAAUCUUUUCCUAAAAUGUAAA